AUGGCCGAAUUUGUGAUCAAUGUAAGCCGAACCUUCUGGGACUUGCAAUACCAUCACACCGAUGGAUGCAUUGAGUGCGACUGUAACCUAAACGGAACACUGUCGAUGUUGAAUACAUGUGAUCUGAAAUCCGGUCAGUGCCAUUGUAAACGCAACGCUGCUGGACGACAAUGUGACAAAUGCGCUGACGGCUUUUAUAAGCUGGAAGGCUUUCAACCAACUAGGCUGCGAGCAAGUUCAUUUCGUGGUUUCGUCCAGCUGCAACUGCGAUAUUGGCGGAGCGUUGAGAGCAGAUUGCGAUGCGGUGAGACGGGACAGUGCCGUUGCCGCCCACGAGUGACUGGAUUGCGAUGUGACAAACCGAUUGAUAACCACUACUUCCCCACCUUAUGGCAUAACCAAUACGAAGCCGAGGAUGGUCACACAGAUGACCAGCGACCAGUUCGAUUUGCUGUCGACGAGGCACAGUUUCCGUCGUACAGUUGGAGGGGUUACGCCGUCUUUUCACCAAUUCAGGAAAAAAAAGUCAACAUGCGACAUCGAUUGCUGGCCAACGCGUCUGUCUAUCGACUUCUGUUCAAGUACCAUAAUCCAACUACCGUACCGAUCACCGCAAUUGUAGAAGUUGCACCGAAAAUGACGCAUACACAGGGUGAGCAGAACAGAACACAAACUUGUGCAUUAGAGCGUCAAGGCUGGAAAAAGGAAAUAUUAGCUCAUCGACAAUAUCGCACAGUCGGAAAAAGUCGUUUUUCCCCGACGGACUCACCAUCGGUGAAAGAAGUGACCAUCGCCGGGAAGCCAUUCGUUUUGAACCCCGGUAAAUGGAAGAUCAGCGUUGAUACAAAACAACGACUCUUCUUGGAUUAUGUCGUCGUACUGCCGGCUGAAUACUACCAGGGCACGAUACUGAAAGAACGUGCUGCACCGCCAUGUGAAGCAAACAACGCCCACAAUUCGACGUGUGUGGACCUACUGUACCCACCAAUGGCUAUUGCUGCUAGGGCUGAUGUUAACGAAAAAACGGACACAUUCAAGGAGGUGCAGAUCGAUGGCACGACAGUGGAUUUGAAACCGGCGACUAUCGAAGUACCCGAAGACUAUGACUACGCAGUCGUCAUAGAAUACCAUAAUCAUGAGAAAUCACAGUUGCCGCUUAUCAUCGAAAUGGUCCAGGACGGAAAUGUGAAGCUAAAUGGCACCAUCACUAUACAUAACUGCCCAUUUGCGUAA
Molecule: messenger RNA, 1233 nt
Organism: Cooperia oncophora
Lineage: Eukaryota; Metazoa; Nematoda; Chromadorea; Rhabditida; Trichostrongylidae
Source: the annotation of a GenBank genome assembly